GAAUUUCGCUCUUCUGCUCCUGUGGGGAGGAUGGCUCUGAAGACCGUGCCGGAGGACAUGCGGCAUCUGCGGGCUUGUUUGCUGUGUUCGCUGGUCAAGACUGUAGACCAGUUUGAAUAUGAUGGUUGUGAUAAUUGUGAUGCAUACCUUCAGAUGAAGGGUAACCGAGAGGUGGUAUAUGACUGCACCAGCUGUUCCUUUGAUGGAAUCAUUGCAAUGAUGAGUCCAGAGCACAGCUGGGUCUCCAAGUGGCAGCGAGUCAGUAACUUUAAGCCUGGUGUAUAUGCAGUGUCAGUCACUGGUCGCCUGCCCCAAGGAAUCGUGAGGGAGCUGAAAAGUCGAGGAGUGGCCUACAAAUCCAGAGACACAGCUAUAAAGACCUAGCAAGAUGUAUGGCUGCCAGUGUCUUUGCCACCGCCAACCUGCCUCUGCUUAUUUAUUGUUGUGAAACUAAAUGGACAGAGCUUCAAAUACUCCUCACUCUCCAAUUCUGAGGCUCAACAGACGGAUAAGAGAGCAGCACAGCGUGUUCCUGGGCCAUUUUCUUUUCUUUGGACUACUAGUUGGGGUAGUCGUGGUGUGGGG
Myotis daubentonii (Daubenton's bat) is the source of this 585-nucleotide messenger RNA. RefSeq names its product transcription elongation factor SPT4-A-like. Gene Ontology annotation, cellular component: DSIF complex; nucleus. Gene Ontology annotation, biological process: regulation of DNA-templated transcription; transcription elongation-coupled chromatin remodeling; transcription elongation by RNA polymerase II. Gene Ontology annotation, molecular function: zinc ion binding; RNA polymerase II complex binding. The record is from RefSeq and is a predicted model, not a curated record. Lineage: Eukaryota; Metazoa; Chordata; Mammalia; Chiroptera; Vespertilionidae.